Messenger RNA from Brachypodium distachyon (stiff brome), 1307 nucleotides. RefSeq lists its product as uncharacterized. The record is from RefSeq and is a predicted model, not a curated record. NCBI's taxonomy places the organism in Eukaryota, Viridiplantae, Streptophyta, Magnoliopsida, Poales, Poaceae. Bases 81 to 848 code for a protein of 255 amino acids. The transcript has a single exon.
GGGUGUGUUAUCCCAACGAACUAGAGUUAGCUUCGAUCCCUCUAGAAUACGAAAGGAAAAGCCAAACAAGCAACGAAGACAUGGAAGCAGAGCCGCGCAGUGAUCGCCUGCGCCAAGAACCGACUGUCGCCACCAGAGAAAACGGCGGGGCCGUGAAUAAUUCCGGCGACGAGUCCGACGGCGAGUUCGAGUUCUCCUUCGCGAGCCGGCCGGACCCUGCCGCUGCCACGGGCGGCGCCACGGCGGACGAACUCUUCUACCCGGUUUUCGGCCGGGUGUUCGACGAAACGCGCGCGCCGGUGCGGAGGCCUCUCGGGAAGCUGUUCCUGGAGGAGUCCGCGCCGGCGCGGAACUCGUCCGUCGGGUCGACCUCGUCGUCAUCGUCGUCCGCGGCCACGGACGCCACGGACCUCGACGGCGUGUCCCCGGACACCUACUGCGUCUGGACGCCCGGCGCGCCGUCGCCGGCUUCCUCGCCAGCGCGCUCGCCGCGGAAGAGCGGAUCCACGGGUUCCCUGUCGCGUUGGCGCCGCGUCAGCGAGCUCCUAGUCAUCGGCCGAAGCCACAGCGAGGGGAGGGACAAGUUCCGGUUCCUCUCCGCGCCGCCGUCGCCUGCCAGGGAUCAUCAGCCCAAGGCGAAGCCGAGCCAGAGAGGCGCCGUGAACGCCAAGGCCGCCACCGAGCUCGACACGGUGGCCGCCAGCCACCGGAUGUUCUACGGAUCACCCAAGGGCUCCGCCUCCCCAGGCGCGGCGAGGCGGACGUUCUUGCCGUACCGGCAGGACCUCGUGGGGCUCUUCUCCAACGCCAAGGGGCUCAGCCGGAGCCCGUACUACCAGCCCUUCUGACUUCCUGCAAAGAGGCCGCUCCCGCCGUGGAGGACCAGUUCCAAAUGCCGGCUUUCAAGUUUGAAAUUCUUGGAUUUGAAGCUUUGAACCUGUGACUCCGGAGCUUCCUGCAACUUCACGCUCGUAAUCGGCGAUGGUACAGCUGGAUUGUUAAACGGGAUUGUCCGGAUUAAUGAAGUCAAAAAGCGGAGGCGUUAAGUCAGACCAACGGAAAUGUGGGGAUUAGGAUCAAUGUGAAAGCAUGUGAGACUAGUAAAAUAGUACUACUCCUGUUACUACUACGGAGAAGUUCUUUUAGUUUUGUUUUGGACUUUUGGUGCGCGCGCGUUAGGGAAGCUCAGAUAAGUUUGAAUGUCUGAUGCGACCAUGUGUCAUUUGUACAGACAUGUAGUAGUAUUGUAUCGGGUGGGAAUAGAUUGAUUCUUUUCUUGUUCGCAAUCUACAUCCUUGUCUUGCUGA